UAUGAGAUUGGAGGGCUGUCCCGGAUUAUGGAGUGGAUCACAUUCAAAAUGUAUUCUUCCACACUCCUUCCAUUCUCCCGAGGUUCUUGAUAAAUUUGUCUUCAUCUCAAACUUCAAUAGCCACUCAUUUUUCCAAAUACGAUACCUUCUCUUCCCCUUGCUUCGCUUCGCAGCUGCCUCCCGAUUCUCUCAGCGCCUGGUAUCCGACCAAAACUACCCGACAUAUCCAGUCUCCAAAUCUGCCCUCAGAAAAUCCCUCAUCCCUUUCUUCCAAAAUGCAAACUAUAAGGUCCUCCGACCUUUCUUCUCUACCAGGACCAGCCUUUUCCAUACCCAGUUUUUACAUCAUAUCAGGAUUCAAAUCACUUUUCCCAAGAAACUUUUCUUCUGCCGCGCAAAGUUUGCUGAAUCGGGUAAUGCUGGGUCGCACAACUUAAGAGUGGCGCCUGGAUAUUGGUUAGAGUCAGAAAAAGAAGAAGCCAAGGCUUUAUUGACCUUGUUUUUGAAGGAACAAGGUUUCAGCAAGGCAGUUGCAGCAAGAACUAUCAACAAAUCAGCUCUUUUCAUUGAUCACCUUGUUUCAAAGCUUCAUUCUGUUCAUAAAACUCGGUAUCUAUCAGGGCAAGAGCUUACAACUCUUGAGAUCAGGGAUGCUCUAAAUCCAUACCUUGAAACCCUAUUUGAGGAGUUUGGGGAAAUUCUUGCAGAUGUAAUAGAAAAUUUUCCAAAUCCACUUAUUGAAGAAAGAUUGAUAGAAAAUUUACCGCCAGGGGAAGAAGGACCGGUUGUGCCGUUUUCAGCCCCUAUUACUAGCCUCAACUCUAUGAAGUUAAGGGCCUUGGCUACAUCGACUGACGACGGUCCCACUGAGGAGGUUCCUCCACAAAUUAUCUACCUCACAAAACUUGGCAUGGAAGUUGGGGUGAUCGAAGAAGUGACCCGCAAGUUCCCUCCCUUCGCUGACUACACUGUGGAUGAGAACAUUAAGCCUGUGGUUGAAUUCCUACUUGAUCUUGGGGUAACUAAAUCCGAUAUCCCUGCGAUUCUCAGAAAAAGGCCUCAACUCUGUGGACUCAGUCUCUCUGAGAAAUUGAUACCCACUGUGACGUUUCUGGAAAACUUAGGCGUCGACAAGAAACAAUGGUCAAAGGUAAUUUGUCGAUUUCCUGCACUUCUCGUUUAUAGCAGGCAUAAGUUGAAAUCAAAUCUUGAUUGUCUUUAUGAAUUGGGUCUUUCUACCAAAAACCGGGGUAAGGUUCUAAUGCGCUUCCCGCCUAUCCUAAGUGUUGGAGUGGAGAAGUUGAGGGAUACAGCUGAGUACUUCCAUUCUAUUGGCGUUGAUGUAGGAACUCUUCUCUACAAAUGUCCACAAAUAUUUGGUCUAAGUAUUGAGGCCAAUUUGAAACCUGUGACGGAGUUUUUCUUGGAGAGGGGAUUCAGUAUAGAGGAGGUUGCAUUUAUGGUUUCAAGAUUUGGAAAUUUCUAUACCUUAAGCUUGUCGAACAACAUUAUGCCCAAGUGGGAGUUCUUUUUGACAACGGGAUACGCGAAAUCUGAUCUGGUUAAAUACCCUCAGUAUUUUGGGCACAGUUUGGAGGAGAGAAUUAAACCUAGGUACGCAAUUAUGAAGAAAUGUGGAGUAACGUUGACUCUGAAACGGUUACUCUUUCUUUCAGACAGUCAGUUGGAUAAGGUUUUGAAACAAAAAAUGAAGGAAAAUGCAGGAUGAAACGGUUCCUAUUCCAAGCUGUUUCUGUUCAUCACAGGUGAUUAGAAUUACAGAUUUGAUAUAGCCUCCGGUCCAAAAGCCCAGUAAGUUAGUAAUUGUUAGUCGAUACAAUGAUGCAUCGUUUAGAACUAGAAAUUAUCAGACUCGGGUCAUUGUGUUCUCGUUUUAGUAUUAUUCCAGUGGCCAGAGUAGCUAAAUGCACGUUGUAUACAUUUGUAUGUACUUACAGAUUGUUGAAGGAAACAUUCAACAUUCGCCUUGAGCUCUUUCUCAA
This is a messenger RNA of Rhododendron vialii, 2003 nucleotides long. Its product is annotated as transcription termination factor MTERF5, chloroplastic-like. The transcript has 4 exons. Gene Ontology annotation, biological process: regulation of DNA-templated transcription. The coding region runs from base 2 to 1729 and encodes 575 amino acids. Lineage: Eukaryota; Viridiplantae; Streptophyta; Magnoliopsida; Ericales; Ericaceae. Gene Ontology annotation, molecular function: double-stranded DNA binding. The record is from RefSeq and is a predicted model, not a curated record.